Messenger RNA from Acanthisitta chloris (rifleman), 1441 nucleotides. RefSeq names its product zinc finger and BTB domain-containing protein 18.2-like. Gene Ontology annotation, cellular component: nucleus. The coding region runs from base 11 to 1441 and encodes 476 amino acids. Gene Ontology annotation, biological process: regulation of transcription by RNA polymerase II. NCBI's taxonomy places the organism in Eukaryota, Metazoa, Chordata, Aves, Passeriformes, Acanthisittidae. Gene Ontology annotation, molecular function: DNA-binding transcription factor activity, RNA polymerase II-specific; protein binding; RNA polymerase II cis-regulatory region sequence-specific DNA binding. The record is from RefSeq and is a predicted model, not a curated record. The transcript has a single exon.
UGAAGGAAGAAUGGAGUUUCCAGACCAUAGCCGCCAGUUGCUGCAGUGUCUGAGUCAGCAGCGUCACCAGGGCUUCCUGUGUGACUGUACUGUUUUAGUUGGAGAAGCUCAAUUCAGAGCUCACAGAGCCGUUCUUGCCUCUUGCAGUAUGUACUUCCAUCUUUUCUACAGGGACCAGUUAGACAAAAGGGAUAUUGUGCAUCUGAACAGUGACAUUGUCACAGCCCCUGCCUUCAGCCUGCUGCUCGAGUUCAUGUACGAGGGAAAGCUGGAAUUCCACAGCCUCCCGGUGGAAGAUGUGCUGGCUGCGGCGAGCUACCUCCACAUGUAUGACAUUGUCAAAGUCUGCAAGGGCAAGUUGAAAGAUAAAGAGUUGUGUUCGGAGGAGAAGCUGAACGAUGAGGCGGCGGCUUUGGAGAGAGCGGAGCGUUUUCUGGACGCCGGAGUGGUGCCCCUGGUGCACGAGUUUGACCCAGGAAACAAACAAAAAUUCGGCGUUGCAGAAUCCGAGAGAGCGGCGGGCAAAGAAAAGGUCAGCAGUCACCCCGCCUGGUCCUCUGAUCAUAUAAGUGUCAGCUCUGUGCCGACGGAGGCAGAACCGUGCGCCGCAGCAGCUGGAAAAACAAAGGCUAAUGUCAAUAGUUCCGCAGGACCUUUGUCCCAAAGGUCUGUUAACCAUCCCCUGGCUCCGAGCGAUGUGGACUGCGCGCUGGAUUUGUCUUUCAAGCCCGUGGCGGGGAGAGAUUCCUUGCACCCCUCCUAUGUCUUUGGACAGCUGGCUUCCGACAGCCAGCAGCAGGGUACCGAGCCACUUGUUAAGGAUGAACAAGACUUGCUGUCAGAUCAGGAGGACGGCGAGGCCAGGAGUCCAGAGAGUCAGCAUUUUGGGAAUUCAGCCAAAAGCCUGGUGACAGGGUUAGGACACAUGUUCGCGGGGAAUGGCAGCUCUCAGGGCCGGGAGGAGGACGUGGAUCCGGAGCGCGACGAGAGCGAGGACGACAUGGACUCUCCGGACAUCUCCUCGGGUGUCCUCGUGCCUCCUGGGCAUAUCUGCAUUUGCCCCCUCUGCAGCAAAGUGUUCCCCAGCCCUCACAUCCUCCAGCUGCACCUGAGCUCUCACUUCCGCGACAAGGACGGCUCGAGGACGCGCCUGUCCCCCGACGGCUCCGUCCCCACUUGCACCCUCUGCGGGAAGACUUUUUCUUGCAUGUACACCCUAAAGAGGCACGAGAGGACACACUCGGGGGAGAAGCCUUACACCUGUGGCCAGUGUGGGAAGAGCUUCCAGUACUCCCACAACCUGAGCCGCCACGCGGUGGUGCACACCAGGGAGAAGCCCCACGGGUGCAAGUGGUGCGAGAGACGCUUCACGCAGUCGGGGGAUUUGUACAGGCACAUCCGCAAAUUUCAUUGUGGCCUUGUCAAGUCCUUGGUCGUUUGA